This is a messenger RNA of Anopheles marshallii, 537 nucleotides long. RefSeq names its product ninjurin-B-like. The record is from RefSeq and is a predicted model, not a curated record. The transcript has 2 exons. Gene Ontology annotation, biological process: tissue regeneration; cell adhesion. Lineage: Eukaryota; Metazoa; Arthropoda; Insecta; Diptera; Culicidae. Gene Ontology annotation, cellular component: membrane. The coding region runs from base 1 to 537 and encodes 178 amino acids.
AUGAGUAUGACAGAACCUACCCGUAGCAACGCAUUACUUACUCCGAACGAUGAAACGUCUGCGGAGAACACAAACGAUAGCUUGAUCCAGAUGUCCUCUAUCGAUCAGCCGGAAGAACACGCAAGCGAUCACAUCGAAAUGCGUUCGAUUGACAUUCUCGAGGAUGGUGCGAACAGUUUGACGGAGGUGGACGGUAGACGCAAGACACGCGCGAGCCAGACACAAUCGUACGACAUACACAAGGGAAUCGCUGCCAGUGCCAUGGACAUUUCGCUGCUGACUGCAAACGCUAACCAGCUGCGUUUGCUACUAACGUACAACGAGAAGUCGCACACGUUCGUUGCCUGCAUAGCGUUGGUCAUUACCUCGCUUGUGUUGCAGAUUUUUGUGGCCAGCGGUGUUAUCAUUGUGAAGAGCUACCCAUCAUCCAAGCCGAACCAUCGUAUUUAUCAGCUCAAAGUGUGCACCUCCAUCAUGGUGUCCAUCAUAACGGUGAUAAACAUCUUAGUGGCUUCGUUAGUUAUCACCGAUAAAUAG